Macadamia integrifolia is the source of this 1343-nucleotide messenger RNA. Its product is annotated as protein STRICTOSIDINE SYNTHASE-LIKE 3-like. The record is from RefSeq and is a predicted model, not a curated record. Bases 101 to 1276 code for a protein of 391 amino acids. Lineage: Eukaryota; Viridiplantae; Streptophyta; Magnoliopsida; Proteales; Proteaceae. Gene Ontology annotation, molecular function: strictosidine synthase activity. The transcript is spliced from 4 exons. Gene Ontology annotation, biological process: biosynthetic process.
UCCCUUCACUUAUAAAGAACAAAUCCUUGAGCCCUCAACGCCUCAGUCCUUUCUUCCUCAUAGCGUAAGUCUCUUCUCAGGAAAUCUCAAAGUCCAGACAAUGUCGCCUGCUGGAAUCUUAGCCGUUCUGUUCCUCAUUGCAGCUCUCUACUGUGGAAUAGACCCUUUCAAGCACAGCGCAAUUUCUGACUUCCCAGAUUUUGAGGCUUACGAGAUUGAUUCGGUUCCGUGGUCUCAGCUCCCCACCGACAAAGACACUGAAAAUCUGUUGCAGAGAUCGGAGAUUAAGUUUCUGAACCAGGUCCAAGGUCCCGAAAGCAUGGCUUUUGACCCUCUUGGUCGUGGGCCUUACACUGGAGUUGCUGAUGGGCGGAUUAUUUUCUGGAAUGGCGAGUCUUGGACUGAUUUUGCUUAUACUUCUCCCAAUAGGUCAGUACUAUGCAGCACAAAGCCAUCACCUUUGAGUUACUUGAAGAAUGAGCACAUUUGCGGCCGGCCUUUGGGGCUUCGGUUUGACAAGAAAACAGGGGAAAUGUAUAUUGCUGAUGCAUAUCUUGGGUUGAUGAAAGUGGGGCCAGAAGGUGGGUUGGCAACAUCACUUGCAACGGAGGCAGAAGGGGUGCCAUUAAGAUUCACAAAUGACUUGGACAUUGAUGAUGAAGGAAAUGUUUAUUUUACAGAUAGUAGCAGCAAAUACCAGAGGAGGAACUUCAUGCAGCUGGUUUUUUCUGCAGAGGAUAGUGGGAGGGUUUUGAAGUAUGAUCCAAUUACAAAGAAAACCACUGUCCUUGUUCGUAACCUCCAAUUUCCAAACGGUUUGUCCUUGAGCAAGGAUGGAUCUUUCUUUAUCUUUUGUGAAAGCUCCCCUGGCAGGUUAAUGAGAUAUUGGCUGAAAGGCGAAAAAGCAGGGACAUCAGAGCUAUUUGCAAUCAUGCCUGGAUUUCCAGACAAUGUGCGAACCAAUGAGAAUGGUGAAUUCUGGGUAGCAAUCAGCUGUCGUCAUUCUUUGUAUAACCAUAUAUGUGGUCUCUACCCUAAACUCAGGAAAUUCUUGCUCAAGCUUCCUGUUACAAUCAAGUAUCAGUUUUUAGCAACCAUUGGAGGUUGGCAUCAUGGAGUGGUUGUCAAAUACAGCCCUGAGGGGAAACUUGUGCAGAUAUUGGAGGACAGUCAAGGGAAGGUGGUGAGAGCAGUUAGUGAAGUUGAGGAAAAGGAUGGAAAAAUAUGGAUGGGGAGUGUCUUGAUGCCUUUUGUUGCAGUUUACCAGUUGGGAUGAGGUAAUGUCUUUGCUCAACUGGCCUAUACUUCGAGAUUGAAUCCUGAACUAGCUUCAAAUUUUGUCA